Messenger RNA from Penicillium crustosum, 1437 nucleotides. RefSeq names its product gamma-glutamyltransferase family protein. The record is from RefSeq and is a predicted model, not a curated record. The coding region runs from base 1 to 1437 and encodes 478 amino acids. Lineage: Eukaryota; Fungi; Ascomycota; Eurotiomycetes; Eurotiales; Aspergillaceae. The transcript has 4 exons.
AUGCCGCUCAACGCCAAAGCCGUAUACACCCGCGAGAACGCGGACUAUGUCCCAUUUGCUAGUAGACGGAGUACUGUCCACAGCACCAAGGGCAUCAUAUCAUGCACCCAACCACUAGCCGCUGCUGCGGGUCAUAAGAUCCUGAGUCAAGGUGGAAAUGCAGCGGAUGCUGCUGUUGCCGUUGCCGCCGGACUCAAUAUGACUGAACCUUGCUCCACGGGCAUCGGAGGCGACAUGUUCUGUCUCUUCUACAAUGCCAAGACGAAGAAGGUGCAUGCGCUCAAUGGCUCUGGUCGGUAUCCUGGUAAUGCCAGCUUAGAGAAGGUCCGCAAGGAUCUCGGUCUGGCCCCCGGACAGCCGGGCAAGAUGCCCAUGUUGAAUGCUCUAGCUGCGACUACGCCUGGAGCGGCUGCAGGAUGGGUUGAUACAAUCGAGAAGUUCGGUAGCGGUAAGUUGUCGCUCGAGCAGAUUCUACAGCCUGCCAUUGAGCUGGGAGAGGAGGGGUUUCCUGUGUCGGAGCUUUCAUCUCAGGGUUGGAAUGAAUCCGAGAAAGAUAUCCGCAAUGCAUCCCCUAAUUUCCGUGAAAUGUUGAAAGUCGAUCCUUCAGCCAAAGAUGGCGUGCGAGCCCCGCGUCCAGGCGAAAUCAUGAAGAAUCCCACUCUAGCCAAGACCUUCCGCGCACUCGCUGCAGAGGGCAAGAAAGGAUUCUACCAAGGACGGAUCGCAGAAUCGAUCGUCAAGGUGGUGCAAGACCUGGGGGGCUACAUGUCACUCGAGGAUCUAGCCUAUCACGCCGAGACCGGGACACAGGAAGUCGACGCGAUCUCACUCAAGUUCACUGGCCAAGACAUCGUCUCGAAAGCCACACCCGGCACAGAUGGCGAAGCCAACCAAGGCGUUGAGAUCUGGGAGCACCCACCAAACGGCCAGGGAAUCGUGGCGCUAAUGGCACUCGGCAUCAUGGAGGAACUUGAGAAAUCAGGCAAGAUCCCCAAGUUCACUGAGGCCCAGCAUAACUCUGCUGAGUACCUACACGCUGUAAUUGAGAGUCUGCGCAUCGCCUUUGCCGACGCAGCCUGGUGGGUUACAGACCCAGAUGUGGAGAGCGUGCCUUCGCAGGGCCUACUCGACCGCGCGUACCUCGCAGAGCGGGCGAAGCUGUUCACACCCGAACGCGCAGCAGAUAUCCUGGACCACGGCAGUCCAGCGCACAACCACUGCGACACGGUGUACUUCGCAGUGACGGACAACGAGGGCAACGGCAUCUCUUUUAUCAACAGUAACUACGCCGGGUUCGGAACGGCCAUCAUCCCUGCUGGUUGUGGCUUCACGCUGCAGAACCGCGGUGCCAAUUUCUCGCUGCAGGAAGGCCACCCUAAUGUCCUAGCCCCCCCGCAAGCGACCAUACCACACUAUCAUCCCUGCCCUUAUCACUAA